Messenger RNA from Arthroderma uncinatum, 891 nucleotides. Its product is annotated as mitochondrial 37S ribosomal protein MRPS9. Gene Ontology annotation, biological process: translation. Gene Ontology annotation, molecular function: structural constituent of ribosome; RNA binding. The transcript is spliced from 2 exons. The record is from RefSeq and is a predicted model, not a curated record. Bases 1 to 891 code for a protein of 296 amino acids. Gene Ontology annotation, cellular component: mitochondrial small ribosomal subunit; ribosome. NCBI's taxonomy places the organism in Eukaryota, Fungi, Ascomycota, Eurotiomycetes, Onygenales, Arthrodermataceae.
AUGGCCUGGCAGAGACCAGCUCUGGCGGUCCGCGCUCUGCGAAUCCCCCAGUGUCUGCGGCAGCUGGAGGCUCGACACCAACCCUUCUCGACUAACGCUACUUCCGCAAACGACACACACAAUGCGGCUCCUCCCAUCGAUUUAAGCCAACUACUUUUGAGGCCUGCUCGCAUAGUGCCCGCCUCGCCGUCCUAUUUCACCGGAUCUCCCAAAUUUACAGACUACGAGUUGAAACUAGAGCAUCUGCUGGACAAAUAUAAAGAUUUACCCAAAUUUGGACCCAGGGAGUCGCCGCGUGUAGCAUGGCUCGUCAAGCCGCAGUUUUUGGAGAAAAUCAAUGAAGAUAUAGCCGUGUCGCGGUAUGUGAGGAUGAUGAAAGGCUUGAAAAUGCUGAACAAGAUUCGAACGGAAGUGGUACCACAAGAAGUCACAGACUUUAUAGGCGAAUUCUCCAUGCCGAGGAAUCUUUACAACUGGGAGUUUGCUCAGAGGACACCGGACGAGCAUGGCCGAGCUAGGGGUAUGGGGAGACGAAAGACGGCCCAUGCCACGGCCUAUCUUGUUGAGGGAGAUGGCCAAAUUAUAAUCAACGGGAAAAAUAUCUCGGAGGUAUUCCCCAGGAUUCACGACAGAGAGAGUGCUAUGUGGGCCUUGAAGGCUACAAACCGACUACAUAAGUACAAUGUAUUUGCGGUUGUUCGUGGAGGUGGCGUCACUGGUCAAGCUGAAGCAGUUACCCUGGCUGUCGCAAAGGCGGCUCUUAUUCAUGAGCCUGGCCUGAAGUCUGCUCUGAGAAGAGCCGGUGUUAUCAGAACCGAUCCUCGUCAAGUCGAGAGGAAGAAACCCGGCAAAAUCAAGGCAAGAAAGAUGCCCGCCUGGGUCAAACGAUGA